Molecule: messenger RNA, 4069 nt
Organism: Physcomitrium patens
Lineage: Eukaryota; Viridiplantae; Streptophyta; Bryopsida; Funariales; Funariaceae
Product: kinesin-like protein NACK1
Biological process (GO): microtubule-based movement
Molecular function (GO): ATP binding; microtubule motor activity; microtubule binding
Source: RefSeq, a predicted model, not a curated record
GCAGUUUGCUCUGUUGAUCUCUGCGAGCUUUGUGACCGUUGCAGCCAAUCGCCCCCCCAAUUUCCGUUCACCAUGCUUCAUCUUCUCGCCUUCUUUGUCCCUUUUGGACACGAACCUUACUCCCUCCUUUCCUUCGGAUCGUCGCUCGCGCGAACUAGUUCUACCCUUUCGUUAAAGAUUUUGAUGUCGGACCGGAAUUGAAACUAUUAGUCCAAGGAUAGCCUUGAAAUUCACACGUUUUUGUUACCGUUUGGUUGAUUUCACAGAGUCCCCCUCGUGCAGCAGUUUAUACGUACUUUGUUUGUUGAGCUCACAUGCCCGUAGGUGAGUUUCGUCGACGGAGUGAUCAGAUCCGGAGGAGAAGCGUCCGGGAAAUUUGGAAAUUCUGGUUCGAAGAGUGCACGCGCGUGUUUCUUGGGAAUUGCAUUGUUGUGCUCUGCUGAAGUAGCAGUUGAGCCUCCGCGCUUUGUGUAUGAGAGGGAGAAGCGCAUGAUCGAGAGGAGGGGCGUAGGAAUUUAGUAGACAUAAGAGGCCUCUAUUGUCAGCCAUGACUGUGGCCAUUGAGAGAGGCGGAGGAGCUCAGCUUACGCGCGUUAGGGGUAGAGAGGAGAAGAUCUUUGUCACGGUACGAGUGAGACCUCUCAGCGCGAAGGAGGCUGCCCGCGGUGACGUUUGUGACUGGGUGUGCACUACUGACAACACAAUAGCAUUCGAACAUGCGCUCCCCGAGCGGUCACCAUUCCCUGCCGCAUACUCAUUUGAUCGUGUCUUUGGACCUGGCAGUCGAACACAGAGGGUGUACGAAGAAGGCGCUAAAGAUGUGGCUCUCUCAGUCCUCGCUGGACUCAACUCUACGAUCUUUGCAUACGGCCAAACCAGCAGCGGCAAAACGUUCACAAUGAGAGGAGUCACCGAGAGUGCGAUUGCUGAUAUCUUUGAGUAUAUUCAACGAGACUCCGAGAGAGAGUUUGUUCUGAAGGUUUCAGGUCUUGAAAUCUACAAUGAGGUUGUGAAGGACCUAUUAGCCUCUGACAAUGCUCCUCUAAGGCUGCUUGAUGACAAAGAAAAGGGUACUGUUGUGGACAAGUUGAAAGAAGAGGUUGUCCGUGACGUUAGUCACCUGCAGCAGGUGCUCAAGAUUUGCGAAGCCCAGAGGCAAGUUGGAGAGACAAGCCUUAAUGACGUGUCCUCUAGAUCGCAUCAAAUCAUUCGAUUGACAGUAGAGAGUCACCCAUAUGGAGUUGCUCGAGGGAGUCCAGCAACUUCAUUACUCGCAAGCCUGAAUUUUGUGGAUCUGGCUGGAAGCGAGAGGGCAUCACAAACUAAUGCUGAUGGAGCCAGGCUGAAGGAAGGAGCUCACAUUAACCGCAGCUUAUUAACUCUAAGCACUUGCAUUCGUAAGCUAAGCGGAGGGAGCAAGACCAAAGGGGGACAUAUACCCUACAGAGAUUCUAAGCUAACGAGGAUUCUUCAGCACUCGUUGGGGGGGAAUGCGAGGACUGCUAUUAUCUGCACUAUGAGCCCCGCUCACAGUCAUGUAGAGCAAUCACGUAACACCCUUGCAUUUGCAACGAGGGCGAAGGAAGUAACAAACACCACACAAAUCAACAUGGUUGUGUCCGACAAGGUACUGGUUAAGCAGCUACAGAAAGAGGUGGCAAGGCUUGAGGCUGAGCUGAAAGUGCCUGACGUAGUCACAGCUGACAUUUCAUCAUCUGAAGCACUUCUUCAAGCUAAAGAUCUCCAAAUUCGCAAGAUGGAAGAGGAGCUUAGGGAAUUGCAACUCCAGCGUGAUGCUGCUCAGUCUCGACUUGACGAGGUCAGUAGGAAGCUGGAAGCGGAAGAGCUGGCCAAGAAACAAGCGGAAGAGGCAGCCAAGAAGUUCGCAGAAGAGGCAGCCAAGAGAACUCCAUCCACUCCUGGACCUCAACCUAAUCUCCGCACUCCUCUUUCCAUAUGUACGAAUCGGAGAAGGUGGUCUGAUUCGGGUGAUUAUCUUAUCCGAAAACUGGAAGUAGAAAACCAGCAAACUCGGUCUCCUCCGAGCACUAUCCGGCCCAAACGACCAAACAUGUCUGUCAGGCAAUCUACUGCCGCUUCGGUUUUGCUCGUACAAGAGAUUCGCAAGCUUGAAAACCUGCAGGAUGAAUUGGGAGAGGAUGCCAAUCGAGCUCUUGAGGCUCUUCAGAAGGAAGUGGAGUGUCUAAGGUUAGCCCAGGCUGGCAUGAACCAUGACGCCACCUCUACAGUUAAGAAACUUCAGGACGAGAUUCAAACUAUGCACAACCUUCGUGCCACAGCCUCGAGAUUUAAAAGCUUUGAGAACAAGGAAGAUGUAGCCAGUCUCCGCCAGUCCAUUAGCUUGAACCCUGCAACACUGCGGCAAGAGCUCUCUAGACUGGGAGAAAAAGAUAAAGCAGACGCUAAUGCUGCCAUAGCAACCCUUGAGAAGCAACUGGAGAGUGUUCAGAGGUCUUUAGAUAAAUUGAUCCUUGCCAAUGAAUCCGAGUCACCUAAGGAACCAGGAGAUCCACCCGGGACCCCUUCUCGCAAGACUGAUGUGCCUUUGACCCCAUCUGCCGGCAUUGCAAGGCAGCGCCUUACCCCUGACACUACUUGCUCCCCAGCUGCCCGGAGGAGCCUAAGAUACAGUAAUGCUGAAAACAACGAAAAUGCCCCCCCGCGAACGCCGCGUGAGAAUAUUCCUCAGCGUGGAGAUCAUGGAACCCCUCGAGGAAAUGGACAUCACAAGCAAGUAGCUUCUCCCGCGUCGUCUGAACUAAACACUAGCCAGUCCAAAGGAAGCCCUGGCGGUGCACAAAAGAGGUCCAAUUCGGUGGACAUCAUUAAAAUGAAUAAUUUAUUUAAGACUGCUGCCGAGGACAACAUAAAAAGCAUCCGUUCCUAUGUCACGGAAUUGAAGGAACGUGUAGCGAAACUUCAGUAUCAGAAACAACUUCUUGUUUGCCAGGUUCUUGAACUGGAAGCCAGUGGGACCCACGAGGAGGAAGAAGAGGAAGAUGAUCUCAACGAUGGUGAACUAGGCCUGGAGGCUGUAAAAUCACCUGGCAGUUGGACAUUGCAAUUUGAGCAGCUACGAGCACACAUCGUAGAGUUAUGGGAUAUUUGCAAUGUUUCCAUCAUUCAUAGAACUCAAUUCUUCCUUCUAUUUAAGGGAGACGCUUGUGACGCCAUUUACAUGGAAGUGGAGUUGCGCCGCUUGACCUGGCUGCUAGAGAAUUACAACGCCGAAUCUCAAUCCAACGAAUGCAAUGAUAACACUAUGGAAGAGCAACUAAUACCUGGCAGCCCCAACUUCUCCAACAGUGUCAAAUCUCUGAAGAAAGAGAGGGAACUUCUAGCGAAGCAAAUGGCGCGAAGAAUGACGACUGAAGAAAGGGAAGACCUGUACAAGAGAUGGGGCGUUCCUCUUGACGGGAAGCAAAGGAGGCUCCAGCUCAUCUACAAGCUGUGGAUGGACCCCCAUAAUCUCGGCCAUGUGCAAGCCAGUGCGGAAGUAGUAGCGAGGAUUGUGGGUGUUGUCAACCCGGGAUCUGCCCCCAAAGAGAUGUUUGCGCUCAACUUCGCUCCUCCAAACCAUGUUGAGAGACCAAGCAUGUUCGGAUGGAAUGGUCUGUCAGCUCUGCUUAACUUUUAGCACCUGGCGAAACCUUGAGCUCUUCUUUACACUGCUUCAGGUAUACUUUAGUGUUUUGAGUCAUGUAUGAGGUACGACUGAUUUUCGUGCUGAAGAUUACGGAUACCUCUGUUCUUUAAGACGAAGAGGAAUUGUAAAGAGGUCCCACUGGCCCAUGUAUCAUGUAUACUAAAGAAUUUAACUGUCAUGAUAAUUAAUUGCAGUUCUAGCUGAAACUGACCUUUACCUCACUCCUCUCGAGCUUGUGUACAGCGGUACCCUCUCUCAUGUGUUAAUGGAAGCAGUCAGGGCAGAGAGUAAGAGGUUCCUUACUGACUUCAUAAUCGCAUUGUACGUAAAAAGAUAUCUCAGUAAACGAAUAUCUGCUCCUCGGAGGAAGCCGAGAUAUCUGAAUUCUGUUAGUAUUUCAAA